AUGAUAACUCCUCAGUUUGAUAUUGAACAAGAUGAUGAAUUUUUGAUUAUUAAAAUAAGAAUCAGUAACAUACGAUUUUCAUCAAAUUGUGUUGAAAUUAAUAUUAAUGGAAAUAUGCUAAUAUUCCAUCUUUCACCAUACUAUCUAAGGUUAAGAUUCGAUCAUAAUCUUGUGGAUGAUGAAAGAGCAAUUGCAAAAUUCCUACCUGGCGAAAGUAAAAUUUUAAUUAAAGCACCUAAGGCUAACAAUGGAGAAUUUUUUAAUGAUUUGGAUCUUCAUAGUAAAUUGUUGGCCCGUGUCAAUAUUGGAAGUGCAAUAAAUGAAACCUCUCAAAAAAAUCCCUUAAUACAAGAAAUUGGUAAUAAUGAUGAUAAUACUAGCGAUAAUAAGGCAACUAGUGAAGAAAAAAUUGAAGAUAUCGCAAAAUUAGGAGAAAAUUUUGAUUGGGAGAUCGAACAAGUUGAAACAGAUAAUUUUGAUUUAUUGAAUAAAGCAUACAAAUAUGGGUUUAAUAAUAACUAUUCCGAAUUAAUUGGUAUAUCCAUAUCUAAUGGUAACGAUAUUAAUGAUUUAAAUGAUCCAGAACAUACUAAUAGUAUUGAUAGAAUCAAGCAGAGAAUUCAAAGAGAGAAUAAUGUGUUUGAUGAUGAAUAUUACGCAUCUGAAUACAUCUUAUAUAAAUAUGGUCAGGAUGAUGAUUUAGAAAUUAAUCGUAUAAAAUAUAUUUUAAAUUACACUCCUAAAUUUGUUCAAGAUUAUCAAAAUUGGAUUAAAGAGCAUUCCAACAAUAACAAAGAUGCAAUCAUGUCAAUUGAAUUCAAUGAAUUUGAACAUAGGCAAAUGGAAAAUUAUAUACCAAGAAAGGAGUAUAUAUUAAAUCCUGAAAUUGUUAAAUUAAACUAUAUAACUAUUUUGAAUCUCUUAUUCAGUUUUAAUUUUGAAAGUAUGGAAAAUGAAGGCGAACACACAACCGAAAGUGUAUGGACAAUUGGUAAAUUGACGCCACAGAUAGCAUAUCUGGACCAACAAUUAAUGUUACCUGAAUCUGCCUUGGAACAAGAUAGUACUACUUCAGCUGCUGACACUAUUGCUACAAUGAGUACCAAUAGAUCAUUGUUGAAGGAAGUUAAACCUGACCGAGUAAGGAAUGAGAAAAAUAAUUCUGAAUCUAUAAUUAAAUCUGCAAUCAUAGUAGGAACUAGAAGAUCAUUGUGUUAUCCACUACAUAGGAACUAUGAUUUAUCAAUGAAAGCAUGGCAUUGUGUCUUCCAGACAUUAAAAGCUGGUAAAAGAUUAGUUAUUAGAAAUUUAUUAGCUAUUCAUGAAUUAUUUAGAUUCCAUGACGUAUAUUAUGUUUACAAUAAAUGCUUAUUAGAUGACUUAUGUGCGUGGUUUAUAUCUUAUGGUAAUGAAACAAUUGUUAGGAGUCUAGCUUUAGAACUUGAAAACCAUCUGUUAAAAUUUACUAAAGAUGAUAUCGAAUUUGAAUGUAUAUCAGACAUAGAUAUGGAUACUGGAGCUACAUCCUUCGAAUCAGUCACAAUCAGAGAAUUAGAGAUACUAACCGAACAAAUGUAUCAAGAGAAUAUAAAUAAAAAAAAUACAGAAUAA
Arxiozyma heterogenica is the source of this 1611-nucleotide messenger RNA. RefSeq names its product Hsp90 cochaperone SHQ1 (gene SHQ1). NCBI's taxonomy places the organism in Eukaryota, Fungi, Ascomycota, Saccharomycetes, Saccharomycetales, Saccharomycetaceae. The record is from RefSeq and is a predicted model, not a curated record. Gene Ontology annotation, biological process: box H/ACA snoRNP assembly. Gene Ontology annotation, cellular component: cytoplasm; nucleoplasm. Bases 1 to 1611 code for a protein of 536 amino acids. The transcript has a single exon.